Magnolia sinica is the source of this 477-nucleotide messenger RNA. RefSeq lists its product as uncharacterized. The transcript has 2 exons. The coding region runs from base 1 to 477 and encodes 158 amino acids. NCBI's taxonomy places the organism in Eukaryota, Viridiplantae, Streptophyta, Magnoliopsida, Magnoliales, Magnoliaceae. The record is from RefSeq and is a predicted model, not a curated record.
AUGCAGAACGAUGGAGUAAUUGCUUACGCCUCUCGCCACUUGAAGAAUCACGAGGAGAACUACCCGACAUACGACCUGGAAUUGGCAACGGUGGUUUUUGCCUUAAAGAUAUGGAGGCAUUACUUAUUUCCACUUAAUAUCUCAUACCACCCUGGCAAGGCAAACUCUGUAGCUGAUGCUCUGAGUCGUGAGCUGGUGGCCACUCUGAUGCUUAAGGAGUGGGAGAUGAUGAAGUUCAUACAGGACUUCGAUAUCCAGCUCACCCUCGACGAACCUAAUGCUUACGUGGCUCUAUUGACUACAGAGCCAACCCUGGUCCAACACGUGAUCUCCACACAGGACCAAGAUGAAUGGCUAGUCAAAAUAAAAGAAAGGCGUAAGAAUGAAGAGAUGCCUGACUGGAGGGUUGGUGACAAAGGUGAUCUUUGGUAUCAGGGGCGAGUGUGUGUUCCAAAUGACACCAAAAUAAGGAAGUAA